Molecule: messenger RNA, 3884 nt
Organism: Nothobranchius furzeri (turquoise killifish)
Lineage: Eukaryota; Metazoa; Chordata; Actinopteri; Cyprinodontiformes; Nothobranchiidae
Gene: pi4kb
Product: phosphatidylinositol 4-kinase, catalytic, beta
Biological process (GO): phosphatidylinositol-mediated signaling; phosphatidylinositol phosphate biosynthetic process
Cellular component (GO): membrane; cytoplasm
Molecular function (GO): 1-phosphatidylinositol 4-kinase activity
Source: RefSeq, a predicted model, not a curated record
GAAGGUGCUGGCGCGCCCCGUCACGUGGAAAAUGACCUUGUGACACCGAUGAUGACGUCUAUGCAGCAGACAGGUUUAGUAGACGUAGCAACAGUUGGCUAACGCUGGUAAUAAUGUAGCUGCUGUUUGUAGCAUGCAGCUAGUUAGCUUGGAGCGAACCGCUGCGUGCAGUUUAAAGGGACUGGUGUUAGCUGAGCCAUAAGUCGCCCAACAUCUCAGUGAGGUCUCGGGAAAACGUCCACCGUUCGUCCGGUUAUCCAGCUGCUCCGGUCCCUAUUCAGAUACGUUUCUGUGUAUAGUAGAGUUCUGGGUCUGAGCCAGAACAUCUGGGGCUGUUGUCGCUACUGAUGAACUUUUGAAGGUUCCAGGGAGACGCUAAUAGGUUAGAAAACAGCUUAGUGACACAGAACUUUAAAUCACAAUCACCGAACCCGUCUCGCUGUCUUGACAUGUAGACCCGUUUAGAUCCGGUCCAGGUCAAAAGGUCAAAACCCACACCUCUUAACCCUGGUCACUGGACUGGAUCGUCCUUUAGUGGCUGACCUGGGCUGAUUUUUAAGGUUCUGGGUGAAGUAUUUUGACCAAGCAUGGUGCAGCUGGAAUGGGCACUGAACAUAUUCAACAGUGGACAUCAUCAGAGUUCUCUUUGGGUCCAACAGAACCACCAGAGUUCUGUUGAUGCUUUAUUCAGGGUUCCCCUCAGUAGAAAACUUUAAACUAAUUGAAAUAAUGAACUGAACUCAAUCAGCUGAUAAGUAGGAUGUUUUCAAUUGGAAUGUUUACUUUGUAAAAUGCUUUGCCACGACUCUUCCUGUGAUUUGGCACUACGAAUAAAUUUAAUUGAACUAUUUGACCUGAUGGCGAGAAUCCUGGAAUCUUUUCGUCUGCUCAGUGGGUCUAAGCCACUCCACAUGAUGAUGUCACACAUUUCUCCUGUCAAGACAGUUGUUCCUUUGACUUUUCUCUGUUUCAGUGGAGGCGGGCAGUGCUUCUAAGCAGCCAUGAUGGAGGUGCGACAGGUGGACAUAUCUCCUGCUGCUUCUGACCACAAUAGCCCUACCACCUCCCCCUCCAUCAGCUCUUCCCCCUCUGUGUCCCUCCCCUCCACCCCAUCAUCCUCCUGCAGCCCCCCACAGCCCCCGCCACCUUUGCUGGGCAUCAUCAGCGAGGGUGUUGGUGAGCUGAGCCUGAUGAUUGAUGCAGAGGUGGCCCAGAAGGCGUGUCAGGAGGUCCUGCAGAAGGUGAAGCUGGAGCACGUAGAGACUGACGCUGCACACCUGCAGAAUGGGGAGGGGCCAGACAGUGGGUCCCAUAGCCCUCCAGCUCAUACAGUCAAAUCAGUACUGAUCCGUGGGGAGGAGGAGGAGCAGGGAGGCCCUGCCGCCAGCUCGGCAAAGAGCGCCCGACGGCGACAAAGACACAACCCUUCGAAGCAGUCCUGGCUGCUGCGCCUGUUUGAGUCUAAGCUGUUUGAUGUUUCUAUGGCGAUCUCCUACCUGCACAACUCCAAGGAACCUGGUGUGCAGGCAUACAUCGGAAACCGCCUGUUCAGUUUUUCGCACGAGGAGGUGGACUUCUACUUGCCGCAGCUGCUCAACAUGUACAUCCACAUGGACGAGGACGUCGGAGAUGCAAUCAAGCCUUACGUGGUGCACCGCUGCAGGCAGAGCAUCUCCUUCAGCCUGCAGUGCGCCUGGCUGCUGGGAGCAUACUCCUCCGACAUGCACAUUUCCACUCAGAGACAUUCUAGAGGAACCAAACUCAGGAAGCUCAUCCUCUCAGAUGAACUCAAACCUGCAGGGUCUCGAACCCGCAGGGAGCCCCUUGCUCUGACACCAUUCUGCCCUGCGGCAUCACCUGGGCCUCUGGGAGCAGAACACAGCCUGUCCCCAUCCAAACGCACACAUCAGCGCUCAAAGUCCGACGCCACGGUCAGCAUCAGCCUGAGCAGCAACCUGAAGAGGACCGCCAGCAACCCAAAGGUGGAGAGUAGCCAGGAUGAGGACAGCAGCUCCAGCUCCGACAGCCUGGAGUUUGAUUCCUGUCCCCCCAUGCGUCUGGCGCCUCAGAGGGAGUUCAUCAAAUCCCUGAUGGGGAUCGGGAAGCGUCUGGCCACACUGCCAACCAAAGAGCAGAAGACCCAUCGGCUGAUCUCAGAGUUGUCGCUGCUCAACCACAAGCUGCCGGCACGAGUCUGGCUGCCCACCGCUGCCUUUGAGCAUCACGUGGUCCGUGUGCCACACACACAGGCUGUCGUCCUCAACUCCAAAGACAAGGCUCCCUACCUGAUCUAUGUGGAGGUUCUGGAAUGUGACAACUUUGAGACGUCUAACGUUCCCAUCAGGAUCCCAGAGAACCGGAUCAGGAGCACGCGCUCUGUGGAGAAUCUUCCAGAUUGUGGCAUCACGGUAGAGCAGCGAGCGGGAAGCUUCUCGAUUGUCCCAAACUACGACAACGAUGACGAGGCCUGGUCUGUGGAUGACAUUGGAGAGUUACAGGUGGAGCUCUCAGAGGUACACACCAACAGCUGUGACAACAUCAGUCAGUUCUCUGUGGACAGCAUCACCAGCCUGGACAGCAAGGAGCCCGUCUUCAUCGCCGCUGGAGACAUAAGGCGCCGUUUGUCCGAGCAGUUGGCUCAGGCCCCCACCACCUUCAGACGAGACCCUGAAGACCCUUCAGCUGUGGCCCUCAAGGAGCCCUGGGAAGAGAAAGUCCGGAGGAUCAGGGAGGGUUCUCCUUAUGGACACUUCCCUACCUGGAGACUCCUCUCAGUUAUCGUAAAGUGUGGAGACGACCUGAGACAGGAGCUUCUGGCCUUCCAGGUCCUGCAGCAGCUGAAGUCCAUUUGGGAGCAGGAGCGUGCCCCACUCUGGAUCAAACCGUAUAAGAUCCUGGUUCUGUCUUCAGACAGCGGGAUGAUCGAGCCUGUGGUGAAUGCCGUGUCCCUCCACCAGGUGAAGAAGCAGAGUCAGCUGUCCCUGCUGGACUACUUUCUACAGGAACACGGCGCUCCAACCACAGAAGCCUUCCUGACGGCUCAGAGGAACUUUGUCCAGAGCUGCGCAGGAUACAGUCUCAUCUGCUACCUGUUGCAGGUCAAGGACAGACACAAUGGGAAUAUCCUGCUGGAUGCUGAUGGACACAUCAUCCACAUCGACUUUGGCUUCAUUUUGUCCAGCUCCCCUAGAAAUCUCGGCUUUGAGACUUCUGCCUUCAAACUCACCUCUGAGUUUGUAGACGUGAUGGGCGGGCCAGAUGGGGACAUGUUUAACUACUAUAAGAUGCUGAUGCUGCAGGGUCUGAUUGCAGCCAGGAAGCACAUGGAACGAGUUCUGCAGAUUGUUGAGAUCAUGCAGCAAGGCUCACAGCUGCCCUGUUUUCAUGGAUCCAGCACCAUGCGAGGUCUAAAGGAGCGUUUCCACAUGAGUUUGACUGAGGAACAGCUUCAGCUGCUGAUUGAUCAGCUGGUAGAUGGAUCAAUGAGGUCGCUCACCACCAAACUGUACGACGGCUUCCAGUACCUCACCAAUGGCAUCAUGUGACCUCCAGCUCAUUUCAUUUGUGUCUUCAUUUAUUUAUUGUUUUCUUUAGAAGAUUUGUGUUUCCUCUUUGUUUUGUCUAGAUUCUUUAAUGUUCCUUUUCUUUAUUUUCCAUAUUUGUUUGGACUGCUCCUGUUGGCUUUUCAGCAGGACUCUUGGCCAAUCCGAGAGCAGCCUAGUUUUACUUUGGAAUGUGAACAUUGAGCAAGUGACUGGUGUUUACAGGUGAACAAGAAGUUCUCAUGGAACAGACUGAUUAAACUUCCAGACUGUUUUAGCUGUUGGACUUUUAUCAGUUUGUUUGAUCCAUUAAAACCAGCUGGUGUCGACCUGCAGAUGGUA